Zasmidium cellare ATCC 36951 is the source of this 795-nucleotide messenger RNA. RefSeq lists its product as uncharacterized. The record is from RefSeq and is a predicted model, not a curated record. Gene Ontology annotation, biological process: TOR signaling. Gene Ontology annotation, cellular component: cytosol. The transcript has a single exon. Lineage: Eukaryota; Fungi; Ascomycota; Dothideomycetes; Mycosphaerellales; Mycosphaerellaceae. Bases 1 to 795 code for a protein of 264 amino acids.
AUGGCGGGCACCACGGGCAUCUCAACACACACCAGCCCCAACGGCGCCUGGCGCAUCACCACCCGCAAACUGCCCAUCCUCAAAGCAGAUCCCAUCGAAGCCCUCUCCAACGACAUCGGCAUCCCCAUCCCCGAGAUGAUCUUCGGCGACAACUUCGUCUCCGUAACACAUAUUCCCUCGCAGUGGACGCUCGAGUUCAACGCCCGAGAUGCGCUUGAUCGCGUUAGCAAAACCGAGCAGGGAAUGUUACAGGUUGCCGUCGCGGAGGAGUGGAAGAAGGAACGCGCGCAUCAAGAGGAGGUCAAGCAGGUGGUGAAACCGUUUGAUUGGAGUUAUAGCACAGAUUAUCGGGGCACUACGCAUGCGGAGAAAGGUGGAGAAUGGAGAGAUGCGGUGGGGGAGAGGGAGGUCGUGCGGACAGAUUUGCUGGCCCGACAAGAUCCGAUUCAGUUCUUCGAUGCAGUAGAUUUGUACGAAGAUGAGCUGGCAGACAACGGGAUCGCGCUGUUGAAUAUCAAAGUCAGAAUGAUGCCAGAGAGACUGUUAUUGCUGAGUCGGUUCUUCCUGAGACUGGAUGGGGUGGUGAUCAGGAUACGAGACACGAGGGUGUAUGUGGAGCAUGCGGAGAAGAAGGUCAUCAGGCAGUAUACGGCGAAGGAGGAGGAGUAUGAGGUGGUGCAAGAGAAGUUGAGAGGGAUGAGGGAGAAUGUGCCCGAGGCGUUCCGAGAUGCGAAUAAGCUGGCGCCGAUGUUGAGGACGAUUGAGGAUCGGACGGAGGUUUUUGAGAUGCCUUGA